Messenger RNA from Arabidopsis thaliana (thale cress), 648 nucleotides. Its product is annotated as C2H2 and C2HC zinc fingers superfamily protein. Lineage: Eukaryota; Viridiplantae; Streptophyta; Magnoliopsida; Brassicales; Brassicaceae. Bases 1 to 648 code for a protein of 215 amino acids. The record is from RefSeq and is marked reviewed. Gene Ontology annotation, biological process: negative regulation of abscisic acid-activated signaling pathway. Gene Ontology annotation, cellular component: nucleus. The transcript has a single exon.
AUGGAACUAAACCUCUCUACACCCACAUCAUGUUCCUCCAGCAGCAUCUCAUCAUCUUCGCAUGAGGCCAUCCCUAGGACCAAGGGUAAAACGAAAGAGGAGGUCACGGCUGAGCCGUCGAAGGAGAAUCAGCAGCGGCUAGAGUUCCGCUUCCUGUUCAACGAGAGUAGUACAAGAAACGAGGCUAAAGCGAGGGUGUUUGCUUGCACCUUCUGCAAAAAAGAGUUCUCUACGUCUCAAGCCUUAGGAGGACAUCAGAACGCUCACAAGCAAGAGCGAUCAUUGGCUAAAAGGCGUAAAGAGAUCGAAAUCAACUAUCCUGAACUCUCCAUCUACAGCCAGUACCCGCCAAGUGGACUUUCCUUCAGCAGCAGCUCCUCGCAGUAUGAUCUCGGGGUUCGUUACAAUCCUAACAUUGCUAAAACUACUAAGCCCUAUCCGUUCAACAUCUUCGCAUGUCGAUUUGGAUACAGAGGGGGACUAAAUUUCCCUCCCAUGUCUCACCUCUCGGUUCCAAAGACAGACGAUUUGUCCAUAAACUUGAUUUCAAAUCUAGAGGGCAGCAUUCACGACCAAGCCGUAAAAAAAGAUCAACCUGAAGCUGAUCCUUGCAAGGAUUCUGAUAUAGACUUGUCCCUUAAGCUAUAG